CAUCUGGCGCAAGCAAACACCUACAAGCCAGCUUCACUGAUUCCUAUCAGAUACAAGAAGACUGGCACCCGAGGAGCGUUGAAAAUUCGACAUGUGGACGCUUGCGCACCUUCAGUUUGCCUGCAUCCGAGCAAUCGCUCAUACCUCGCUCUAUAUCCGGUCCUCACCCUGGCUAGCGCCCACAACUCAACCGGAUCACAUCAAGAACUACCCUUGUCGCCCGAAUCUUUAUGGCUGCCGCAUCUUCAUAUCAAAAAACUACAAAGACAAACAGAGUCUUCCCCUCGUGAUCCGAGCUCACGGUGGUGGCUUCAUCGUCAACUAUCCUGCAGCAGACGACGUCCUGGCGCGACAUCUUGCUGAUCAUGCCAAUUGCAUCGUAGUUAGUAUAGACUAUAGCAAAUCCCCUCAGAACAAGUUCCCCACUGCCUACGAGGAUGUCAUCGCUCAGUCGCUCGCCAUCAUCGAUGAUCCAGAGUUGCCUAUCGAUAAGUCAAAAGUUGUUCUCUGCGGCAGUUCAGCGGGAGGUAAUCUUACCCUCGGCGCGGCCCAAGACUCGGGGCUCCUAUCCAAGAUUUUGGGGGUUGUUUCAAUAUAUCCAGCCGUUGACUUCGACUCUGAUAGCGACACGAAGAUGGCAACUCGGCCAGAUCCUGAAGUACACGAUUUCAUAGGGAAGAGCUAUGACGAUAUUAUGAACCUGUACCUGGAUGAAGCUCAGAAACCACCCAUGCAGGAUGUACGCUUGAGCCCAACAUAUUUCGCUACGAGGGACAGCUUUCCACCGGAGCUUUUGCUCAUCGGAGCUGAGCACGACAUGUUCUGCCGCGAGGUCGAAGUCAUGGCUGACAAGCUUGCGGGCGACAAGGCAAAGGUGCCAUAUAAGGAGGGUUGGACAGCACCGGGAGUGCAAUACUACAAAGUGUUUGGUCAGCCACAUGCAUUCGAAGGCUUUCCCGCUAAGAAUCCUGAAGCGGAGAAGGCUAGAGUAGCUGCGAAAGAUGCUAUGUUUAGCACCAUUUCAGAGUGGCUGAAGACUACCUUCUCCAAAGUCGACAGCUACUAGCGCAGACUGACUAUCGGUUGGCGCCUGCGAUCUUUCUGAGGUCUCUGCUCACAGUAAGCGGGCGAGACUGCUGCAAGCAAAUAUUCAUAAUCACUGUGCAGCUAGUGCCGUCAGAGUCAGACAAUCGCUACAUAGUGACGCUUUGAACUGUCGAAAGACGAAGGCUGAGUGCAGCAAUCUCGACCUAGCAACACUGAGCCUGCUCUGCUCAAGUACGAGGGGGCUAGGCGGUUUUACCGAGAUGGCGUUCUCCUCAGCAGAUCAGAUUACACCCCCUCACCAGUUAUAUUGCAACUCCUUCGCCUUUUACUGCGGAGUGCAGCAUCAGGCUGGCC
This is a messenger RNA of Alternaria rosae, 1401 nucleotides long. RefSeq names its product Alpha/Beta hydrolase protein. The transcript has a single exon. Gene Ontology annotation, molecular function: hydrolase activity. The record is from RefSeq and is a predicted model, not a curated record. The coding region runs from base 92 to 1066 and encodes 324 amino acids. NCBI's taxonomy places the organism in Eukaryota, Fungi, Ascomycota, Dothideomycetes, Pleosporales, Pleosporaceae.